CGAACGCAGAGCGAGCUAGUCACUUGAUCAAAAUGCGCGUAUAUAUGUUAUUAUGCGCGCUUAUCUUAGGAUGCGCACGCGCAGAUUCUGACGACGUACAAUAUGUUAAAAGCGUGAAAGGGGGAUUUGGUGGCCGCUACCAAUAUAAAGGCGACGCUAAUUAUCUAAGAUUUUAUAAUAAUACACAAGUGAACACAACGAGACACGACCCGUCCGAGAAUGUUGGUGUUUGCUAUAUUGAAGUUCCAACUGUCAACUUGGUGUCGGAUCCUUCACAUGUUCCAGCGGGAAAUGGGUCUCGACCGGAGCUCAGUCGAAUCAGAACAUGCUGUAAGGGUUACAUAAGGAAUGCUCACAACUAUAUGCUCUGCGAACCAUUCUGCAGCAAUGACUGCAUCAACGCCCUCUGCGUCGGUCCAGAAACCUGCAAAUGUUUCCCUGACCACGUGAAGAAUCUAGCUGGAGUGUGUGUUGCUACCUGUCCAAUUGGGUGCCAGAACGGCCACUGCGCUGGUGGAGAAUGCAUAUGCAAGGAUGGCUUUAAAUUGGACACUGACAGCAAGUUCUGCAUACCAAGUUGUAAAGAAAAUUGUGGAGGAUUAGGCAACUGUAUAGCACCAAACACAUGCGACUGUAAGACCGGCUACAAGUCUACACGCGAUGGAUCUUGUCAGGCUUCCUGCGAGCGCUGUGAAAACGGUGAUUGUGUGGCUCCGAACGAGUGCCGCUGCCAUUUCGGCUACACUAAAGAUCAACACGGCCAAUGUGUUCCACAAUGCAAUCCGUCCUGUGGUUCCGGUAGCAGCUGCGUUGCCCCCAAUGCCUGUUCACGUCCGUCAAACUCAGACGAUGGUACACAUUUACAAGUGACUCCUAUAAGAUAUAGGCCUUCGUAUCCACAAAAUCAAAUUCAAAACGGAUCAGCACCCUAUCCUUAUAAUCAGACUGAUUAUCAUCAAUAUUCUCAGAAUCAGGGACAGUCCCAGUCAGACUAUGGACGGGGAGACAUCGAAUCAUACAAUUCGAGAUACCCAACAAAUCAAGGAGGAGAUCAAUAUUCUAUACACCAACGCCACAACAUUAACAAUACAGUACAAGAAUCUUCAAGUGAUUCUCAGUACUAUUCCACCCAUUAUGGCAUAUACAAUCCACAGAAUCCAUCGCAUGGACCAAAUUCUUUUUCAUUACAUGCUAUCUCCAACAAUUCAGAUAGUCAAGGAUUUAAUGGAACUAAUAACUUACAGCAUUCUAGUAAUCAAUACCCAAAUAAUCCUAACUCCAAUAACCAAUACCCCAAUAAUCAAUAUCCUAAUAACCAAUAUCCCAAUAACCAAUAUCCCAAUAACCAAUAUUCAAAUAAUCAAUAUCCAAGUAAUCAGUAUCCCAAUAAUCAAUAUCCCAAUAACCAAUACCCUAAUAAUCAGUACCCAAAUGGUCAAUAUCCCAAUAACCAAUACCCCAAUAGUCAAAACCCAAAUAACACCAAUACAAAUCAACAGAGACAUACUUACCCACCAUCCUCUCCUAGAUAUGGUCCAAAUUAUGAUUCGAAUCAAGACACGACUACUGAGCAAUAUCCUCAGAAUUCACCAGGACGACAUAAUCCAAAUGAUAGAACCCAACAUCCUAAUAAUCCUUUGUAUCCGAACCAAGGGUCUGAUAAUCCGCAAUACUCUGGAGGAUCUCAACCUAACUAUCGUCCCUCCCAAGGAGGACCUUAUCAAGGACGGAAUCCAGGUUAUGUUAUUAACAUUGAUGAAGCUUACGGUAUCCCAAAUCCAACUGGCGAUCAUAAUCGACCACUUAAUACCUACAACCAAGUGGGUCAGGAUCAAACGCAGUCACGCAACAGUUCACAAGACAUAAAUCAAGGGUCAUACUCAGAUUACGAACAAAAUCAACAAACAGCUGAAUUUUUGCCCGUAUGUUCACAACCUUGCAUCAACAGUCACUGCGUAGAAGGAAAUGAAUGUAGAUGCAAUCCUGGAUACAUUCCUGACAGAAGUAACCCUAACAGGUGCUUGCCCAACUGCCCAGGUGGUUGUCCCAAUGGCAUCUGCUCUGCUCCACACUUGUGUCUAUGUAACGUGGGAUACUAUAAAGACACUAGCGUAAAAGGCCGACAAGUUUGUAUUAAGCGUUAGAUAUAACGGAUUUUUUAUAUGUUCAACCUACAUUGAAAAACAUUGAGUAUUUGAAAAGCAAUUUUUAAUAUCAAAAUUGGUUAAAAUUAUAACUUUUAAUAAAUAUGAAACUAUUGUAUAAUUUAUUUAUUUUCUGCGGACUAACGAUGUCCUAUACCAACAAAUAAUCUUUAUCAAUUUCAUUCAUUCAUAAUUUAAGAGCUGUGCUCUUGUCGGUGGAGGUCCCGCCACCUUCCACA
Messenger RNA from Achroia grisella, 2383 nucleotides. RefSeq lists its product as uncharacterized. The coding region runs from base 33 to 2144 and encodes 703 amino acids. Lineage: Eukaryota; Metazoa; Arthropoda; Insecta; Lepidoptera; Pyralidae. The record is from RefSeq and is a predicted model, not a curated record. The transcript has 8 exons.